CGGAAGCUGUGCACGUGCUUUGCUGUGUUGUCAAACAAACUCAAAGUGCGAACUGUAGUGCAGUAAAGCGCCAAAUCAUUUAAACAGGUGUGAUGGUGGUAAAUGUCUCGUUUGCUGCGGCUGGGUUUUUAGGAGCAUAUCAUCUCGGUGUAGCAAAGGCGUUACUGAUGCAUGGAGAUAAACUGCUGUCCUCUUUAAAAGCCUGCGCUGGAGCUUCAGCUGGUGCUUUAGUGGCCGCUAUGAUGAUCACUGCUCCUGAUAAACUGCAGCAUUGUAAGGAAUUCACCUACAGGUUUGCCAGUAAUGUAAGAAGUCAGAGGUUUGGAGCGGUGACACCUGGAUAUGACUUCAUGCUUGAACUGAGGGAGGGUAUCGAACAGAUUCUCCCACCCAGUGCGCACCAGUUAGCCAAUGAACGCCUCCACGUUUCAAUAACACACUCAAAAACGCACAAGAACAGCAUGGUGUCCAGCUUCACCUCCAGGGAAGAUCUCAUUAAGGUAUUCAAGCCUGAGGUCAAUAGACAAUGAUUUAUCUUCCAGCCACUCGAGUGAUGCUCACAACCCAAAGGGAACUCUCCUAUUCAAUUAGACACAUCAUAAGUGCCGUCACUGGACAGGGUUAGUGCUGUGGAAAAUUGCUACUGAGUUCAUUAAUUCAUUCCCAUCUGAAAUAAAGAACAAAUUGCA
Messenger RNA from Danio rerio (zebrafish), 689 nucleotides. It is a transcript of the gene pnpla4, whose product is annotated as patatin-like phospholipase domain containing 4. Lineage: Eukaryota; Metazoa; Chordata; Actinopteri; Cypriniformes; Danionidae. Gene Ontology annotation, molecular function: hydrolase activity. The record is from RefSeq and is marked validated. Gene Ontology annotation, biological process: lipid metabolic process; lipid catabolic process.